Anastrepha obliqua is the source of this 1101-nucleotide messenger RNA. RefSeq names its product mitochondrial glutamate carrier 1-like. Bases 88 to 1005 code for a protein of 305 amino acids. Gene Ontology annotation, molecular function: L-glutamate transmembrane transporter activity; L-aspartate transmembrane transporter activity. The record is from RefSeq and is a predicted model, not a curated record. NCBI's taxonomy places the organism in Eukaryota, Metazoa, Arthropoda, Insecta, Diptera, Tephritidae. The transcript has a single exon. Gene Ontology annotation, biological process: malate-aspartate shuttle; L-glutamate transmembrane transport; aspartate transmembrane transport.
AUCAACAAUAAAUUCAAACAAAUUUGACAAAAUUACAAGUCUCAAAUUUUGUGAAACAUCAAUUUGAAAAAAAAAGUGAACAACAAUAUGUCUCAAGACUUUCAGUUGCUGCCGAAAAUCAUCAACGGUGGCGUCGGCUCCAUGGUUGGCGUGCUUUGUGUGUUCCCAUUGGACUUCGUUAAGACGCGUCUGCAGAAUCAACAAAUUGGGCCGAAUGGUGAAAAGCAAUAUAGCAGCAUAGUCGAUUGCUUUCGCAAGUCCAUACGCAACGAGGGCAUACUGGGCAUGUAUCGCGGCAUUAGCGUCAUUUUAUUGCUCGUCACACCCGAGAAAGCCGUUAAAUUGGCAGCCAACGACUACUUUCGUUUUCACUUAACGAAACCAGAUGGCACAUUACCAAUGCCACAACAAAUGCUGGCUGGCGCUGGUGCCGGUUGCUUUCAAGUGCUGGUGGCCACACCAAUGGAGUUUAUCAAAAUUCAGCUGCAGGAUGCGGGACGUGUGGCGAAGGAAGGCCGAGUAACGGAACGUAUUACAGCCACGAGUAUUUUCCUAAAAAUGUAUCGAGAACGUGGCAUUUUUGGUCUAUAUCGUGGCAUUGCACCGACUGCCUUUCGCGAUAUAUUAUUUUCCCUCGUCUACUUCCCGUUAUUUGCUGGUCUGAAUGCAAUGGGGCCACGUAAGGCCAACUCAGCGGAUGCUGUGCCAUGGGUUUCUUUUAUGGGAGGCCUAAUUUCGGGAUGCACUUCAGCUUUCGUGGUUACACCUUUCGAUGUUGUGAAAACACGUCUACAAGCAAUCAAGAAACGGGCGGGUGAACAGGAGUUCAGUGGCAUUUUAGAUUGUUUCGUUAAAACGAUGAGAAAGGAAGGUAUUACCGCGCUCUUCAAGGGCGGACUAUGCCGUGUGAUGGUCAUAUCGCCAUUGUAUGGUAUUGUGCAAGUAAUUUACUACUUGGGUGUUGGUGAGGCUGUGUGUGAUGCAUUAUUUCAAAGAGGGACCUAAGUGACAAAAGAGGGAUAUGGCAAUUAUGAAAGAUUUUCAAAUACAGUUUUUACUUAAUGUUGUUGGUUAAAUAAAAUUUGUGAAAAGAAAAGACAA